GGACAAGCUGGGCUGAAUGAAAUCCGAUUAACUAAUAAACAAUUUUAUGCGAUUAAACAAUCCUCGAAUGGGACGAAAAUGCAAUUUCAAGUCAAAAUCUUUGUUAAAUGUUCAAUGAAACUCACGUGAGCUGGUUGUGAGUACUCCAACUUCAAAGCAGCAUAUCAGCCCUAUUAAAUAAGUCUAUCCAGGCAAGGGAAAAUGUAGUUUAAAACAAAAAUGUUGUUUUCGAUAGGGACAAUUCCGCUCAAUCCUAGCAUGGGGUUGAGAUAUGUUCACAUGCUAUUAAAACGGAAGAUUCUAAUAGCAAAAAUUCUACUGCAUCUGACUAAUCAGUGUGGAAAAUGAGAUGUGGCAAUAGAAUCCCAGGGACCCAUUUAAGGAAAAGUGUUUUAAAGCAGAAGGGAUGGGUUGCUGAAUGAGAUUGGUAUCUUAGAGAGUUUUAAUGGCUGCCAAGAAGAGAGUGAUAUACAAGACAUUUGUUUUGCCCCUCAUCAUUCUGAGCAUUGGAUCCAUUGCCCUCUUUUCUCAGCAUAAUGCUCUGCUCUGGCAAUCUCAAUGGAACAAAAGAGCAGUGGAGACUAGACUGGUACAUGCUAAGCUUCCAGGAUCUUUUAAGCGCGGUGAAGGAAUAGUCUGUGAUAGAUCUCAUUAUCGUACAGAUAUAUGCACUGUAUUUGGGCAUGUUCAAAUGCAUGCAAGUUCUGGUAUGUUUCUACUUGAUGCUCAGGACAAGCAUAAUGCUGGUAUAGAGGAAAAGAUCAGGCCUUAUACUCGAAAAUGGGAAAAGAGUGUUAUGGAUAUUGUGCAUGAGGUGACUCUGAAGAGUGUAAUGUUCCCAAAUAAUUCCAAUCUGGAGUGUGACUUUGUACACAAUGUGCCUGCCAUAGUUUUCACGACUGGAGGAUAUACAGGGAACCUGUAUCAUGAGUUCAACGAUGGGAUUAUACCGUUGUACAUAACAUCUCUACAUCUAGAGAAGGAAGUUGUGUUUGUUAUUGUUGACUGUCAUAACUGGUGGCUAACUAAGUAUGAUGAGAUUCUGAGACAGUUAACCCAAUAUAGGGUCAUAAACUUUGAAAAUGAAACAAAAGUGCACUGUUUUCCAGAGGUUACUGCUGGCUUGUUUAUCCACGAUGAACUAACAGUUGACCCCAUUUUAAUGUUCCAAAACAAAAGCAUACUUGACUUCAGAGCCUUCCUUAAUCGUGCUUAUACACCUCACUGGUUUGUUCCUGACAAUAUAACAGCAACAGACAAUAAGCCUCGCCUUGUAAUACUUGUUCGUAUGGGUAGCAGAAUGAUCUUGAAUUUGAAAGAGGUGGUUGAAUUGGCUGAGCAAAUUGGGUUUAAUGUCACAAUAUGGCAGCCGCUGCGAACAACUGAAUUGAAGACAACUUACAGGCUUCUCAACUCCAGUCAUGUGCUGCUUGGUGUUCAUGGUGCAGCAUUGACACAUUUUCUGUUCAUGCGUCCUGGAUCUGUGUUCAUUCAAGUCAUUCCGCUUGGGACUGAUUGGGCAUCUCAAACUUAUUUUGGUGACCCUGCAGAAAGAAUGGGUCUUCAUUACAUGGGCUAUAAGAUAAAUAUUGAAGAGAGUACUCUGAGCAGAAAAUAUGAUAGAAAUGAUUUAGUCUUGAAAAACCCAAAAGCAGUAGUCAAGAAAGGGUGGGAAGCAACUAAACAAAUAUACUUAGAAGACCAGGAUGUGAUUAUCAAUUUGUCUCGGAUGAAGAAGACUUUAAUUGAUGCAAAGAAGAAAGCAAAGAAACUCAUGAAUCAAUCGUAAGAAGGCCAUCCCAGUUACCAUUUUGGAUGAGAAUUGGAACAAACAAGCAGUUCCAGCUGCAGUUUCCAUGACAGCGGUUCUCAUAAUUCCACCAUUGGGAUUUCAUCUGUUUCUAAGUUAUAUUUGCAAUAUAUGCCAUCAAGCCCAUUCAUAAGAAUGUGAUGAUGUGCAAGCCUGAAAGAUUGAACAGAUGGCAAGCAGAUAGAAUUGAAGGAAGAACUGAUGCUUCAUGGAUGAUACCACAUUGGUAACUUAUUGAUAUUGCAGUUCUAUAUUUAACUUUAUUCAUUCCAAUUUUUGCCCACACUUGAUUUUCAUAGAAAAUUGGUGUGAUCCUUUUGAUAUAUUCUUCGAAUAGCAACAUUAAAGAAUCUUGUAAUAUUGAUUUUUGCUCUUGAAUGGCUUGGCAACUCAUGUUUGUGCUGAUCUCCAUUCUUCGUGAUGUAAAAUGGUGAAAUGACAACCUACGAUGGUCAAACAAUGAAAAAUGUGUUCUAAAAAGUGCUCAAACAUUCGAACCUUGUAGUUGCUGAGCAACAGAAAAAAAUCAAGAUUGUUUCUUUGAA
Messenger RNA from Cryptomeria japonica (Japanese cedar), 2355 nucleotides. Its product is annotated as xylan glycosyltransferase MUCI21. Lineage: Eukaryota; Viridiplantae; Streptophyta; Pinopsida; Cupressales; Cupressaceae. The transcript has 2 exons. Gene Ontology annotation, molecular function: glycosyltransferase activity. Bases 446 to 1789 code for a protein of 447 amino acids. The record is from RefSeq and is a predicted model, not a curated record.